AUGGAGUCCAACCUUGACUCUGUCGGCAGCGCCAAGUUCAUCAGCGUUGCAGACGCCCAGUCAGCGUACUGGCAGAUGCCUGUUCAUCCUGACCACGUCGAAAAGACAGCCUUUGUCACCAACUCUGGCAAGUACUGUUACAAGCGGAUGCCGUUUGGUGUUUGUAAUGCCCCAUGGAUUUUUACUGAGAUGGCCCAUAAAACGAUAGGCCAUAUUCCCGAAUUGUUGAUUUACAUGGAUGAUUUCUGUGUGCUUUCAGCAACUUUCGAGAAUCAUAUGAAGUCUUUGGAGAGCAUGUUCGUAGCUCUCCAAGCAGCAGGUCUGACAUUGAAACCUUCGAAGAUUUCGUUUGGCCCCAAGUCCAUCGAGUAUUUGGGACAUAUUAUUUCGGCUGAAGGUAUUUCUGUCGGGAAGGAUCGUAUCAAAGCCGUCCAAAACCUUCCUACUCCUCGUUGCCUAAAAGAUCUUCGCUCAGUACUCGGGGUGGUUAAUUUUGUGCGCCGGUUCAUACCGGAUAAUGCAGAAAUAACCAAUCCGUUGGUGGAGUUAAGUCACAAAAAGUACGCCACAAAAUCACGUUUCGUAAAAGCUUGGAACAAAUCGCACGACGCAUCGUUCGCUCAUCUAAAGCGGUUAUUAACUUCAGCGCCCGUUCUACACUUCCCAGACUUCGAUCGGGAAUUCGUAGUUCAUGUGGAUGCAUCCGAACAUGGGUGUGGCGCGUUUCUUGCCCAGCCGUCCAAGGCUGAUCCAGAAUCUCUUGACAUGAUUGCGUAUUAUAGUCAUAGAUUCAAACAUGGACAGCGUCAUUACUCUGCGUCUAUGAAAGAGUGUUGCGGUGUGGUUCUUGCAAUUUCGCAUUGGCGA
Ectocarpus sp. CCAP 1310/34 is the source of this 867-nucleotide messenger RNA. NCBI's taxonomy places the organism in Eukaryota, Phaeophyceae, Ectocarpales, Ectocarpaceae. The record is from the annotation of a GenBank genome assembly.